Portunus trituberculatus (swimming crab) is the source of this 3107-nucleotide messenger RNA. Its product is annotated as organic cation transporter protein-like. Gene Ontology annotation, cellular component: membrane. The record is from RefSeq and is a predicted model, not a curated record. Gene Ontology annotation, molecular function: transmembrane transporter activity. NCBI's taxonomy places the organism in Eukaryota, Metazoa, Arthropoda, Malacostraca, Decapoda, Portunidae. Gene Ontology annotation, biological process: transmembrane transport.
GCUGGCACUCAGUUUUGGACCGUACCUCGCGCUGGGCACUGCUUGGGCACCGUUCUCUCCGCAGAAGUUCAUUGGCCACUGACGCACCUUCCUUUUCUCACUCAACCAUUUUCUGUUGGACGCGAGUUCUGCUGGGAAUGGCGUGAGAGACAGUGGUGGGGACGGAUUUCGAGCCUUUCCUUAAGGAACUUGUGGCUUAGCAAGUACUGAAGACAGACAAAAUGGUGAAGAAAAGUGAGCUAAACGGUAGUGGUGGUGGUAUGGAUGUUGGCUUUACGGAAAGAGAAGGAGGGGAAGGUAGUGGACAGAGUACUUACCCUCUAAGCAGUUCAAGUGAAGCAGACUCAAAGAGGCCCUUGACAUCCGCUUCAGGUGACGCUUCCGCCGCGUUAGACCAGGAGGACCCGAGCAGAUGCAAGAAGGACACUGAUGGGAGUUUCGAUGAAGCGCUCAGGCUGGCGGGCAACUGGGGGUUCUGGCAGAAGAAAGUGUUUGUCAUUGCUCACAUGUCCCAGGUGUUCUGUGCCAUCCACGCCGUGUCUGCAGCCUUCCUGAGCUUCACGCCGGAGCAUUGGUGUCGCGUGCCCGGCCUGGACGUGGGCGGCGAGGAUGAGAGAGGAGAGCAAGCCGAGCAGGAUGACGACACUUACUCUGUUUUGGAUUGGAGGAAUUAUUCUAUCCCUUGGGACAACACUAAUGGAUUCGCGCAGUGUGAGUAUUACGAUGUCAACUACACCGAACUCCUGGCCGGGGGCGUGGGCAUGGAGGGCCCGCUGUCUGCGUGGUUGCCGCCGCCCGCCAACACCACCACCGCCACCUGCGACUCAUGGGUGUUUGACCAGUCCGUGUUCCAGUCAACCCUUGUGUCUGAGUUCUCGUUGGUGUGUGACCGCCGCUGGAUGAUGGCCACCGUGCAGGCGUCCUACAUGAGCGGCCUCCUCGUGGGCUCCCUCAUCAUGGGCCAGCUCUCAGACAGGUUCGGGCGCAGGACCAUGUGUGUGAUGUGCGCCGGGGCGGUAGCUGUGGUGGGCAUCAGCGCGGCUUUCGUCGAGACUUACAUUCAGUUCCUGGCUCUGCGUUUCAUCAUCGCCGUGCUCUGUGCUGGACUCAUGGUGAUCAGCUUCGUCCUGGUGAUGGAGGUGGUGAAGCCCGAAGCCCGCACCAUGACAGGGAUGGUCUACGCUGCCUUCUUCGGUAUGGGCAUCACUCUACUGCCGGGCCUGGCUUACCUCAUACGCAGCUGGAGGAAGCUUGAGUUUACCAUCGGAAUGCUAUCAGCCGUGCUCAUGUCCUACUACUGGCUGUUACCGGAAUCACCCCGCUGGUUAGUCUCGCAAAGACGCCACCAAGAGGCUCUCAAGAUCCUGAAGGAGAUAGCAAGGACUAACGGAAGGACGCUGCCCCCAGAUGCGGAAGUCCUUAAGCUUAUAUCAAGAGUGCACGAUUCGCAGAAGGCGGAGGAAGCGAAGGCAGGAGGCACCGGAGGGAAAGGAUCUCGUGUGUCUAGAAUCCUAAAGGCGGUCACCUCCACCAUAAAUGAUCAGGUGACGCUGGUUCGGACUCCCAUCAUGCGUCGCCGCUGCCUCAUCUCCUUCUUCCUGUGGUUCGUGGCCGCCAGUGUGUACUACGGCCUCAUCUUCUCCGGCGCUAACAUCAAGGCCGAUCCUUUCCUUAUGAUCUUCUCCUCCGGCGUGGUUGAGCUGCCUUCCGCCAUUCUCUUCGUCUACCCUCUCGAUAAGUUCGGCCGGCGUCCUACCAUGAUAGGGCUCUUUUUGGCCUGCGGGACGUGCCUGCUGGUGAUCCUGGCCGUACCCAGAGAUAUGAUUUACGUGAACUUCUUGGUAAACCUCGGUAAGUUCUUCACGACGGCGGUGUUCCAGCUGCAGUACCUGUUCGUGGUGGAGCUGAUGCCAACCAACGUGCGGAACAUGGCGGUGGGCACGUGCUCCAUGAUCGCCCGCAUCGGCUGUGUCAUCACCCCCUACAUCGUCACACUACUGGGUGACGUUCAUUAUGCGCUUCCUUCCACCCUGUUUGGCAUCCUCUCAGUGACUGCUGGUCUGCUCACCUUGCUGCUGCCAGAGACCAACCACACACUCCUGCCAGCGACCGUGGAGGAGGUAGAAGACAAACCCAAGUAGAAGUGAACGCUGAGGAAAAAAAAAAGAGAAGGUUGCGAAGGUACAAAGCUUGUGUAGGAUAAAGACAAAAGAAAACGUGGUGGAUUAGGAAUACCUGACGGAGGACGGUGGAAAGGGAAUCAGGUGUGUUUUGCAGAGGUAGGUAAAGUAGAAUGGUUUACCCUAGAGGUGUUGUAGUAGCACCGUACCUGCUGUAGAGGGAGGUGCUGUAAAAAGUCUAGCUGUCUUGGAAUGUAUUUGUUUUCCUUUUUUUUUUUUUAGCUGAGAUGUAGUAGUUGUACGUAGUGUUAUGGAGAAUAUAUUGGUGAUGCAUGCAGUGGGUGAUGUGGAGAAGAUUUUUCUGCUUGCCUGGGUUUAGAAUAAGGACGACGAGACUGGAUGGGUAUAGGUGUCUUUAAACAUGCUCUGUAGUGUACGAACCCCUUCAGUACCGGGACGCAUUUUUUACCAUGAGUUUUUGGGUGUGAUUAGACGAGUUUACUUUCAUUAGCAAGGGUCUAUGGAGGUCAGAAGAUUAAUGGCCAGAGUCUUUACUAUUUUAUACCCCCACACAAUUUUUUGAAGAUGUAUAAAAUCGCCAAAUAGUAAGCAGAAUGAAUAUGAAAACGCGUCAUGGUGUUGUAGGAGUUAAAAGGAUAAGGUUGCUUGAACUCUGGAAGGAAAAACACGGAUGUAAGAAAGGGAAAUGAACCAACCUCCUUAGCGUUAGACGAGAUCCACGUACUGUACCAGAUGUAAGACUGUCAGUAAGCAUGAUGUCAUUGUUGCUGUUUUCCUUUUAUUCUGUUUUUGUAUCUACAUAUAUAAAUGAUGACACUUUCCUGCGUAGUUUUAAAGGAAGAUUACAUAAAAAAACUUGUGAAAUGAUAAAUACAGCUUAUAAGUAAAGAUUGUAAUUAAUAUUGUUCCUUGCAUUGCAUGUGAAACUUCAGCAAAUAAAAGACAGCUGAAACAUUGUCCUCUUAA